GCGCCUUGUUGGGGGGGUGCCGGCGGCCGGGGCGGGGCCUCGCGAGCGCGAGCGCCAGAGAGGCCGGAGAUGUCGCUCCCCGAGGAGACGCUGCUGCUGGUGGAGCACCGCUACGUCUGCUCCGAGUGCUCUCACCUGUCUCCGUCGCUGGAGGAGGCUCUGCUGCACCACCAGCAGCACCUGCAGCCCCCGGCAGCGCCGGCGGCGCCGCGGUGCAGCCCCCCGCCCCCUCCCCUGGAGCUGCUGGGCGUCCCCCCGGAGCUGGAGCCCCCCAGCCAGUUCCAGUGCCUGGAGUGCGGCGCGCUGCUGGUGACGCCGGGGCAGCUGCUGGAGCACCAGGAGCUGCACCUCAAGCUGCUGGAGCCGCCCCGCGCCGCGCCCGCCGCCGCCGGCGCCGCCGCCAUCCACUUCGAGUGCCCCGAGUGCCGCGCGCUCUUCCAGAGCCAGGAGCUGUGGCUGGCGCACCGGCAGGGCCACCGCGCCGCGCCGCGCCCGCCGCGCGUCGACCUCGACCACUCCUACCGCAAACCCGAGGACGGCGGCGCCGAGAGCGCCGAGGCGCCGGCCGGCGACGCCGUGCAGCUGCUCCUGUACGAAUGCGGCGAGUGCCUGCAGCUCUUCCAGAGCCCCAAGGACUUCCUGGAGCACCAAUCCACGCACCUGGCGCCCUGCCCCGCCCAGCCGGCGCCCGCCGCGCCGCCGCCGGCGCCGCCGGAGCUGCGCUGCCAGCAGUGCCGGGAGCUGCUGCCGUCGGCGCGCUCGCUGCGCGCCCACCUGCGCUGCCACAGCCUGGGCGCCUUCCAGUGCCCGCUGUGCUCGCGGGUGCUGCCGGACCCCGCCGAGCUGCGCCGGCACCGCGCCGGCCACGCCGGCGACUCGCUCUUCCUGUGCCUGGACUGCGGCUCGGCGCUGGACACCGAGGCGGCGCUGCUGGCGCACCGCCGCUCGCACGGCGCCGAGCCGCUGCACCGCUGCGACUGCGGCAAAGCCUUCGCCAGCAUGACCAAGUUCCUGUACCACCGGCGCUCCCACGCCGCGCCCGGCGCGCUGCCGCUGCCGGAGCCGCCGGAGCCGGAGCCGGAGCCGCCGCUGGAGUGCGGGAUGUGCCCCAAAGCCUUCCCCAGCGCGGCGGCGCUGGCGCGGCACCGGCGCUUCGUGCACCGGCUGGAGCGGCGGCACCGCUGCGGCGCCUGCGGCAAGAUGUUCAAGAAGUCGUCGCACCUGCGCAACCACGCCCGGACGCACACGGGCGAGCGGCCCUUCCCCUGCCGCGAGUGCGGCAAGAGCUUCAACUCGCAGGCCAACCUGCUGCGGCACCACCUGACGCACACGGGCGAGCGGCCCCACGAGUGCCCCGAGUGCCACAAGCGCUUCGCCCAGAACUCCACGCUGCGGCAGCACCUGCAGGUGCACCUGCGGCGCUUCCCGCACCGCUGCGCCGAGUGCGGGCUGCGCUUCCACCGCCCGCACCGGCUGCUGCUGCACCGCGCCCACCACACCGGCGAGUACCCCUACAAGUGCCCGCAGUGCGGCCGCAGCUUCCUGCUGCGGCGCCUGCUGGACGUGCACCUGCUGGGCCACGCCGGCCGCGAGCCGCAGCGCUGCCAGGGCUGCGGCGCCGCCUUCGCCGGGGCGGCCGCGCUGCGCGAGCACCGCUGCGGCAAGGCCGGCUGGAGGUUCGAGUGCGGCGUCUGCGGGAAGAAGGCGGGGACGGCGGCCAGGCUGCGGCAGCACGAGAGGACGCACGGGGCGGCCGGCGGCGAGGAGGAGGAAGGAGGAGGAGGAGGAGGAGGAGGGGGGAAGGCGGUUCAAUCCCCGCGGGCGGCGCGGCGCGGCGCCAAGAACCUGGAGUGCGGCGAGUGCAAGAAGCUGUUCAGCACCGAGACGUCGCUGCAGGUGCACCGGCGCAUCCACACCGGCGAGCGGCCGUACCCCUGCCCCGACUGCGGCAAGGCCUUCCGGCAGUCCACGCACCUCAAGGACCACCGGCGGCUGCACACGGGCGAGCGGCCCUUCCGCUGCCAGGAGUGCGGCAAGAGCUUCGCCAUCGCCGUGCGGCUGGCCGAGCACCGGCGCAUCCACACCGGGGAGCGGCCCUACGGCUGCCAGGAGUGCGGCAAGGCCUACCGCUCCUUCUCCAACCUCUGGAAGCACCGCAAGAUGCACCGGGGGAAGGGCGGCGCCGAGGGGGAGGGGAAGGGCUCCAGGGCUGGGGCGGGGGUCCGUGGGGCGGGAUCGGGGGUUGGGAUCCCCCCGGAGACCCUCGGGGUGGGCUCGGGGUCAGAGAUCCCCCCGGAGACCCUCGCAGGGGGAUCGGGGGUUGGGAUCCCCCCGGAGACCCUCGCAGGGGGAUCGGGGGUUGGGAUCCCCCCGGAGACCCUCGCAGGGGGAUCGGGGGUUGGGAUCCCCCCGGAGACCCUCGCAGGGGGAUCGGGGGUUGGGAUCCCCCCGGAGACCCUCGCGGGGGGAUCGGGAGCUUCCGGCGAGGUUCUGGUGGUGGGAUCUGGGGUUGGGAUCCCCCAGGAGACCCUCGGAGUGGGAUCGGGGUCUGAGAUCCCCCCAGAGACCCUCGGGGUGGGCUCGGGGUCAGAGAUCCCCCCGGAGACCCUCGCAGGGGGAUCGGGGGUUGGGAUCCCCCCGGAGACCCUCGGGGUGGGCUCGGGGUCAGAGAUCCCCCCGGAGACCCUCGCAGGGGGAUCGGGGGUUGGGAUCCCCCCGGAGACCCUCGCAGGGGGAUCGGGGGUUGGGAUCCCCCCGGAGACCCUCGCGGGGGGAUCGGGAGCUUCCGGCGAGGUUCUGGUGGUGGGAUCUGGGGUUGGGAUCCCCCAGGAGACCCUCGGAGUGGGAUCGGGGUCUGAGAUCCCCCCAGAGACCCUCGGGGUGGGCUCGGGGUCCCCCAGCGAGGUUCUGGUGGUGGGAUCGGGGGUUGGGAUCCCCCCGGAGACCCUUGCAGGGGGCUCAGGAGCUUCCGGCGAGGUUCUGGUGGUGGGAUCGAGGUCAGAGAUCCCCCCGGAGACCCUCGGGGUGGGCUCGGGGUCUGAGAUCCAUGGGGUGGCCUCAGGGUCCUCUGGGGAGGUUCUGGUGGUGGGAUCGGGGCUUGGGAUCCCCCCGGAGACCCUCGGGGUGGGCUCGGGGUCUGAGAUCCAUGGGGUGGCCUCAGGGUCCUCUGGGGAGGUUCUGGUGGUGGGCUCGGGGUCUGAGAUCCCCCCAGAGACCCUCGGGGUGGGCUCGGGGUCCCCCAGCGAGGUUCUGGUGGUGGGAUCGGGGGUUGGGAUCCCCCCGGAGACCCUUGCAGGGGGCUCAGGAGCUUCCGGCGAGGUUCUGGUGGUGGGAUCGAGGUCAGAGAUCCCCCCGGAGACCCUCGGGGUGGGCUCGGGGUCUGAGAUCCAUGGGGUGGCCUCAGGGUCCUCUGGGGAGGUUCUGGUGGUGGGAUCGGGGGUUGGGAUCCCCCCGGAGACCCUCGGGGUGGGCUCGGGGGCCUCAGGGGAGGUCCUGGUGGUGGGGCAGGGGGCUUCAGUCCAUGGGGAGCCCCUCGGGGUGGGCUCGGGGUCGUCCAGCGAGGUUCUGGUGGUGGGCUCGGGCUCUGAGCUCCCCCCGGAGCCCCUCGGGGUGGGCUCGGGGGAGGUUCUGGUGGUGGGAUCGGGGUCCGAGACCCCCGGGCAGAGCCUGGCUGACGUCCUGGAGCCCCCCAAGGAGCCCCUCGGGGUGGGCUCGGGGUCUCCGGGAAUUCCAGAACCUUCCAAGGAGACGCCGGCAGGGGACUCGAGACCCCCGGGCCCCGAGGAGACCCCGGCCGGGAUUUUGGACCCCCAGACCCCCGGAGAGACCCCCAGGAUCAUCCCAGGGGACCCCCAGACCCCCGGAGAGACCCUCGGGAUCAUCCCAGGGGACCCCCAGACCCCCGGAGAGACCCUCGGGAUCAUCCCAGACCCCCCCAGGGACCCCCAGACCCCCGGGACCCCCCUCCCCACAGAGCCGGAGCCCCCCGAGUUGGGCCCGGAGCCCCCCGGGGACCCCCCGGCCUCUCCCGGGGGGGCUCAGCCCGCGGGACCCCCCUGA
This is a messenger RNA of Pseudopodoces humilis (Tibetan ground-tit), 4059 nucleotides long. The record is from RefSeq and is a predicted model, not a curated record. Lineage: Eukaryota; Metazoa; Chordata; Aves; Passeriformes; Paridae.